CCUAUAUUUUCAUGUAGGGGCUGAUACCUGCUCAUUUCAACUUCCACAGAUGCCGACAACAAUAUGUUUGCCGACGAUAGCGAGGUUGACGAUAAUAAUACCAUUGCCGACACAAAGGCCCACCACAGGUCAAAAGGGAAUUCAUUUAUCUCCCGUAGCGAAAUCUAUCGCUACCCCACCCAGCACUUGUCAACACCAAGAUUCAUCCGCUUUCCACCCUCCUCGCUAGCUAAGUGGUUCCGUAUGACGUCCAGACCACCAAUUGUGGAUAAUGUGGUCGAGUUGAUUGGGGCGGCUGAAUGUGUCAGUACCUAUAAUAGUUAGGCGCUCAAUAGAAGCUGUGAGCUGCGAGCUUCAAAAAAAAAAAAGACCGGGGGCGAACCGGGGAUGAUCCCCCCACCACAGCUCCAUACCCCUCGAAUAGCUGUUCGUUACGACAUUUUAUUGUUCGAAGAGAUUUUAAACCUCUGCGGGGGCUAUCGUGUGAGUUAAAGCUCUCACGAGAUUAUCGUACCUUAGCUACAGCUUAGCUCUCCGAGUACGGGGGAUCAAAUGAAAGAGUGAUUUUAUUUCUUAUCUUCUUAUUUAUCCCAUUUUCAUCUUUAACUAUCAUCAAGUCUCAUUCUAUUUAAAGCCAAGUAGCUUUCAUCGUAUACUCAACAUUUAAUUUCAUAUACCUCAUCUCAUCUCACAUACCUACGUCCUCCACCCCUAAUCCAAAAGACAAAAUGGACCCCAAAACCGCCAGCAACCUCUCCUUCAUCCUCAACAAACCCCACGACGUAACCUUCUCAUCCAAACCCGUGCCCACGCUUAAAAGCUCGCACGAUGUCCUCGUCGCCGUAAACUACACCGGCAUCUGCGGGUCCGACGUGCACUACUGGGAACACGGGGCAAUCGGACACUUCGUCGUGAAAGAGCCCAUGGUCCUCGGCCACGAGUCCGCGGGCACCGUAGUCGAAGUCGGGCCCGCGGUCAAGACGCUGAAGAAAGGCGACCGCAUCGCGCUCGAGCCAGGGUACCCGUGCCGGCGCUGCGAGCCCUGUCUCAGCGGCCACUACAACCUGUGUCCCGACAUGCAGUUCGCCGCGACGCCGCCUUACGACGGCACUUUAACCGGCUUCUGGGUCUCCCCCGCGGAUUUCUGCUAUAAACUGCCAGACAACAUGUCCCUGCAAGAAGGCGCGCUGAUCGAGCCCCUCGCCGUCGCCGUGCACAUCGUGCGCCAAGCGGCCGUUUCGCCAGGCCAAACCGUAGUCGUAAUGGGCGCGGGGCCCGUGGGUCUUCUCUGCGCGGCCGUCGCGCGGGCCUUCGGCGCGUCGAAGGUCGUAUCCGUGGAUAUCGUGGAGUCGAAGCUCGCCUUCGCGAAGAGCUUCUACUCCACGCACACAUACAUGAGCCAACGGAUCCCCGCGGAGCAGAACGCGGCGAACAUCCUCGCCGAAGCGGGCAUCGACAACGGCGCCGACGUCGUCAUCGACGCGUCUGGUGCCGAGCCCAGUAUCCAGACGAGUCUGCACGUCGUGCGCAUGGGCGGGACGUAUGUCCAGGGCGGCAUGGGGAAAUCCGAUAUCACGUUCCCGAUCAUGGCUAUGUGUCUCAAGGAAGUUACUGCGAAGGGCAGUUUCCGGUACGGCAGCGGUGAUUACAAACUUGCCGUCGACCUUGUCGCGUCGGGGAGGAUCGCUGUGAAGAAGUUGAUUAGUGGGAUUGUGAGCUUUGAUAAGGCCGAGGAGGCGUUUAAGAAGGUUAAACAGGGCGAGGUUAUUAAGUUGUUGAUCGCGGGGCCGAAUGAGAAGAUUGCUUGAGGGGAUGGGCGAGGUGGAAUGGUAGGUAGGGUUGUUGGGAUGGGUGCGGGUCAGUGAAUGGAUCUGGCUGAGUGUCGAUUGGAUAUCGAGGGCUACAUCGUGGCGUCUGGUUAGUAUAUAGGGGCAUGGUAGUGGCUGUAGGCAUGGGCGUCGAGGUGUCUAGCACGGAUUAUAUGUAUGGAAGAGCAGUAUGGGUAAUAAAAAAAUCACCUACUUAUUCUACUCCCUCGCUCACACUUACAAUGCCUCGUAACACACAGCUCCGUUUCAAUCCACCUACAUAAUAAACACG
This is a messenger RNA of Annulohypoxylon maeteangense, 2100 nucleotides long. RefSeq names its product GroES-like protein. Gene Ontology annotation, molecular function: zinc ion binding; L-iditol 2-dehydrogenase (NAD+) activity. The transcript is spliced from 3 exons. Gene Ontology annotation, biological process: D-sorbitol catabolic process. Bases 729 to 1808 code for a protein of 359 amino acids. NCBI's taxonomy places the organism in Eukaryota, Fungi, Ascomycota, Sordariomycetes, Xylariales, Hypoxylaceae. The record is from RefSeq and is a predicted model, not a curated record.